Messenger RNA from Syngnathus typhle (broad-nosed pipefish), 3286 nucleotides. RefSeq names its product calpain 7 (gene capn7). The transcript is spliced from 21 exons. The record is from RefSeq and is a predicted model, not a curated record. Bases 425 to 2902 code for a protein of 825 amino acids. Gene Ontology annotation, molecular function: calcium-dependent cysteine-type endopeptidase activity. Gene Ontology annotation, biological process: proteolysis. Lineage: Eukaryota; Metazoa; Chordata; Actinopteri; Syngnathiformes; Syngnathidae.
GCUUGACAGCGAAAACGAAAGCUUAAACGUAAUUGAAAAGCGAUGACGACAAGAGAGACGACAUUCAUCAACACUAUGAUAUCACCGUCUUCUGGCCGCCUCCAUGAAGGUUGCUGAGAUUUAAAGUUUGCAGUUUUCUUUUCUAACCUGAGGUUCCUGAACGUCACAUGUAGUUUCGACUAGCUUUUUUCAACUGCGCAUGCGCGAGAAAGCGGUCCAGGAAGCUUCGUGUUUGUUUUGACCCGCUAAACAUCUGUCAAUUUCGGUCAGGGAAGAUUGACUUCACCCGGGCGUCGCUGGCCAUAAAAUUCAUGACAAUAAUUUGACUUUAACAUCAUUAUGUCCGCCUCCGUGGAUUUACCUGCUGGCCACGUGAAAACAAUUAAUUUUCGUGGAUAGCUCGUCAUCUCAAAUCGUGUUGAGAAUGGACAGCAUAGCGUUGGAAGUCGACGCCAUCAAAUUCGCCAAGACGGCCGUCACCUACGACCAAAAUGGCAAAUACGACGAGGCUGCCUUUUACUAUAAGGAAGCCGCCCAGGCACUCAUCUACGCCGGCAUGGCGGGCUCCAAGCUGGACGGGAUCCAAGACAAAGUCAACGAGUACCUGGAUCGAGUGCAAACCCUCCACAAUGCGUUGAGCGCGGUGGAUGCGCAGAAGAGCGACCCGCUCAAGUCUCGUCACCAGGUGGACCUGGAGCGCGCCCACUUCCUGGUCACGCAGGCUUUUGAGGAGGACGACAAGGGGAACGACGACGAAGCCGUGGAGCUCUACACUCAGGCCGUAGAGCUCUGCAUCAAGACGUCCAACGAGACGUCUGACCAGGCUAUGCAGACCAAGCUGAAGCAGUUGGCCCAUCAGGCUUUGGAUAGGGCGGAAGGUCUUAAGCAAUCGCAGUCCAAGUCCGGUCCGUCGCAGACUCAGGACAGGGCGGGACCGUCGGGAGUGAAACCCAGCUCGUCGGGACCCGUCCGGCAGUUUUUCCCGCUGGGUCCUGACUUUAGCCUCAACGACCGCCCGCAACCUCAGCCCAUGAGAGCGGUCCAGUCCAGUGAACCGCAAGGUCAGCGAUACUCGUCCGAUGAGAUCGAGGUCCUCAGGAGCACGUCGACAAUCAACGGCAUCGCCUACGUUCCCUUCAUGAGCGUGGACCUCAAGGAGCGCUUCGCCUUUCCCGUGCCUUUCUCGGACAAAUCAGGCACCCUGGCUCUGUCACCCAAGCAGAAAGUCAUCUUCUCCCGCUGGGUCCGACCCGACGAGAUCUGCACCAAUCCCACCAUGAUUAUGUCCGUGUCCAGCUUCAGCAUCAAGCAGACGGUGGUGUCCGACUGCUCCUUCGUGGCCUCGCUCGCCAUCAGCGCCGCUUACGAGAGACGCUACAACAAGAAGCUCAUCACCAGCAUCAUCUAUCCUCAGAACCGACGAGGAGAACCCGAGUACAACCCGUGUGGGAAGUACAUGGUCAAGCUCCACAUCAAUGGCGUUCCCCGGAAGGUGAUCAUCGACGACUUCCUGCCGGUGGAUCGCGGCGGCGAGCUGCUGUGCUCGUACUCCAGCAACAAGAACGAGCUGUGGGUGUCGCUCAUCGAGAAGGCCUACAUGAAGGUGAUGGGAGGCUACGACUUCCCCGGAUCCAACUCGAACAUCGAUCUUCACGCGCUCACCGGCUGGAUCCCUGAACGCAUCGCCAUGCACUCGGACAAUCAGUCGUUCAGCAAGGAUGACACUUUCCGCAUGCUCUUCCAAAGAUUCCACAGGGGCGACGUCCUCAUCACCACGGCAACGGGAGUGAUGACGGAAGAAGAAGGAGAGCAGUGGGGCUUGGUGCCAACUCACGCCUAUGCAGUCCUCGACAUCAGGGAAUACAAGAACAUGCGCUUCCUCCAGCUGAAGAACCCGUGGAGCCACUUGCGAUGGAAGGGCCGCUACAGCGAACGCGACGAUAAGAACUGGACUCCCGAGCUCCUCAAAUACCUCAACUUUGACCCCAAGACGGCGCAGAAGUUUGAUAAUGGUGUGUUUUGGAUCUCCUGGGAGGACUUGUGUCAGUACUAUGACGUCAUCUACCUGAGCUGGAACCCCGCCCUCUUCAAAGAAUCCACCUGCAUCCACAGCAGUUGGGAUGGAAAGCAAGGCCCGGUCAAGGACGUCUACAGUUUAGCCAACAACCCGCAGUACAAGUUGGAGGUGCAGAGUCCAGCAGGGGGCGCUGCGGUGUGGGUGCUGCUUUCCAGACACAUCACUGACAAGGAGGACUUUGCGCAGAACCGAGAGUUCAUUACGCUUGUUGUUUACAAGACGGACGGCAAGAAGGUUUACUAUCCAGCCGAGCCGCCUCCCUACAUCGACGGCAUUCGCAUCAACAGCCCGCACUACCUGACCAAGAUCCGACUGACCGGCGCCGGCUCGCACACCUUCACCUUGGUGGUGUCGCAGUACGAGAAGCAGAACACCAUCAACUACACACUCAGGGUUUACUCUGGCUGCAAAUUCAACUUCUCCAAGAUCCCAAAUCCCUUCACGCAUACCAAACGGCUUAACGGCCAGUGGAAGGGCGCAAGUGCCGGCGGCUGCGGCAACUACAAGGACUCGUACAAGAACAAUCCCGUCUACCAGCUGCAGCUGGAUCGGGCCGGUCCGCUGCUCAUAGAACUGCGAGGUUCCAGGCAAUACAGCGUCGGCUUCGAGAUGGUCACCGUGUCGACCACGAGCGAUGCCAGCUCCACUUCCACCAACAAGAGGAGCAGCGGAGAUUACAGAUGCGGCUUCUGCUACAUGGACUGCGAGCAGGUUCCGGCGGGCGUGUACAACGUGGUGCCCACCACCUUCCUGCCCAAACAGGAAGGGCCUUUCUUCCUGGACUUUGCCAGCACCGCCCCCCUCAAAGUGGCUCAGCUACAAUGAUUGAUCUUCUGUCCAGACCCGCCAAUCACAAGUGGACUCACCAUGCCAAUGACUCUUUUUUUUUUAUGACAAAAUGCUCACAUGUCCUGGAAUAUGGCUGUCUGUUAUUAUAAUGCAUUAUGGAGACACAUUAAAUGGCCGUGUUCUAUACCAGUGGUCCCCAACCUUUUUUUUCAGUGAAUGAAUCACUUCCUAGAGUAAUGGGUCAAUGGGUCAACUGCCUUCCUUCUCGUGCGUCAGUCAGUGAACGUGUUGCGUCACACUGCUGGCGUGAACUAUGUAUGUCAGAAUGUCGAUUUACGACUUGCCAAGGAAAGAAAGAACCACUCACUGAAACACCACUUCUUUUAUCAUUCUUUUAAUAAACAUUUAUGUUGAAACUUG